Messenger RNA from Glycine soja, 2422 nucleotides. Its product is annotated as ABC transporter B family member 28. NCBI's taxonomy places the organism in Eukaryota, Viridiplantae, Streptophyta, Magnoliopsida, Fabales, Fabaceae. The coding region runs from base 85 to 2217 and encodes 710 amino acids. Gene Ontology annotation, biological process: transmembrane transport. Gene Ontology annotation, molecular function: ATP binding; ATP hydrolysis activity; ABC-type oligopeptide transporter activity. The record is from RefSeq and is a predicted model, not a curated record. Gene Ontology annotation, cellular component: membrane. The transcript has 16 exons.
UCCAUCACUGACUACAGUCCAAUCUAAAACCUCUCCUUCCUUCUCCUCCUUAUUCUCCACACCACAACGUUUGUUUCUUCACUAAUGGCCUCUGCAACAACAACAACACUCUCUCACCAUCAUCACCUUCCUCUCCUCCUUCAUUCUCCUCUUUCCAUCAAAUUUACCAAACCGCCCCUCUCUCUUUCCCUCUCGCGACGCCCCCUUCUAACGAACCCUCUCCACGCGCGCUUCCUCCUCCCUCCGCCACGCGCCUACGCCGCCGCGCCCGCGUCCGACCCGAAUUUCGCCGACCCCGAUCCGAAACUCGCCGGGUCGGACCCGGAGAACGCGAGGCCACGGAAUGUCAUCACGUGGAGCCUCCUCUGCACGCUCCUCAUGAAGCACAAGCUGCGCCUCGCCCUCGCGGUCGCAACGCUCUUCGCCUGCUCCACCUGUACCCUAUCCAUGCCCAUCUUUUCCGGACGGUUUUUUGAAGUUCUAAUUGGCACUAGACCUGAGCCGUUAUGGAAGCUGCUUAGUAAAAUUGGAGUUCUGUAUGCCCUGGAGCCACUUUUGACUAUUAUUUUUGUUAUAAACAUGAACAUAGUGUGGGAGAAAAUUAUGUCAACACUAAGAGCUCAGAUCUUUGGAAGAAUAUUGAUUCAAAAGAUUGAAUUUUUUGACAAAUACAAGGUUGGUGAACUCACAGGUUUGCUAACAUCUGAUUUGGGUUCUCUUAAAAAUAUAGUCAGUGAGAAUGUCUCAAGGGAUCGCGGAUUCAGAGCAUUAUCUGAGGUCAUUGGAACAAUAUUCAUACUUUUUUCUUUAUCCCCACAACUGGCACCCAUUCUGGGUGUUCUGAUGCUCGCAGUUUCCAUUUCAAUUGCUGUCUACAAGAGAUCUACUUUGCCGGUUUUUAAAGCACAUGGGAUGGUCCAAGCAUCUAUAUCUGAUUGUGUAACAGAAACAUUUUCUGCUAUUCGAACAGUAAGAUCAUUUGGGGGUGAAAAGCGCCAGAUGUUCACAUUUGCUAACCAGGUUCUAUCUUUCCAAUCAAGUGGGAUAAAGCUUGGAACUUUCAAAUCUGUAAAUGAGUCCUUGACUAGAGUUGCUGUUUAUAUUUCUUUAAUAGCAUUGUAUUGUCUUGGAGGAAGCAAGGUUAAGGCGGGUGAGCUCUCUGUUGGAACCAUGGCAUCUUUUAUUGGAUAUACUUUCACUUUAACAUUCGCUGUUCAAGGAUUGGUUAACACUUUUGGAGAUCUUCGUGGAACUUUUGCUGCUGUUGAGAGGAUCAACUCUGUUUUAUCUGGAGCUCAAGUUGAUGAUGCCCUUGCCUAUGGCUUAGAAAGAGAACUGAGACAAAAAACACUGGAUGAUGAAAACUAUAAAUUGAUCUUAUCAAAUAUUUCUACUGAGAAUAACCAAAAACAUUAUUUGCAUUACAUGUCAGCUCUCAAAACAUCAAGCAAUUUGUUUAGCUUAGCAUGGUCUGGAGAUAUUUGUCUUGAAGAUGUAUAUUUCUCCUAUCCUUUAAGGCCAGAUGUGGAAAUCUUGCGUGGCUUAAAUUUAAGACUAAAAUUUGGAACUGUAACUGCACUGGUCGGUCCUAGUGGUGCAGGCAAAAGUACUGUAGUACAGCUAUUAUCUCGUUUUUAUGAGCCAACAAGUGGCUGUAUAACAGUUGCAGGAGAGGAUGUCCGAACAUUUGAUAAGAGUGAAUGGGCUCGGGUUGUAUCGAUUGUAAAUCAAGAGCCUGUUCUGUUUUCGGUUUCUGUUGGGGAAAAUAUUGCAUAUGGGCUUCCUGAUGAAGAUGUUUCUAAAGAAGAUGUGAUUAAGGCAGCGAAAGCUGCAAAUGCUCAUGACUUUAUAAUUUCACUUCCACAGGGCUAUGAUACACUUGUUGGUGAGCGUGGAGGCCUACUGAGUGGAGGACAAAGACAGAGAAUUGCUAUUGCCCGGGCUCUCCUAAAGAAUGCUCCUAUCCUUAUACUUGAUGAGGCUACCAGUGCCCUUGAUGCUGUCAGUGAGCGAUUGGUCCAGGAUGCUCUCAACCAUCUGAUGAAGGGAAGGACAACAUUAGUAAUAGCACAUCGAUUAAGCACAGUCCAAAAUGCAUAUCAAAUUGCACUCUGUUCUGAGGGGCGGAUUGCAGAACUAGGCACCCAUUUUGAGUUAUUGGCUAAGAAAGGCCAAUAUGCUUCACUGGUUGGCACACAAAGGCUUGCAUUUGAAUAAAUUAAUAUUAUGAAAGUGUGAUUAUUUCUUGUUAUGCCAAGCAAUGCAUGAUACAUAGAGCUGUAUAAUUUGCUGGCAGCCUGGCACAAAAAGAAAUGUUAUAGCAAUGGAUGAUUGGCUGUAGCCACUCACACAUGGUAUUUUGGUAUACAAGGGCUCAUCUUAUUGCAUCAAAUGGAUUUCAAAUUACACCUUCCACUUUAAA